CUGCUAGGAUCCUUCCGACCGUCGGUCCGUUAGUUCUUCCGUAUCGGGAAGAACCUCCUUUAAACCUUAUUAUUUUUUUUAACUUCUCUAUUUAAUUGUGUAGAGUAAUUUAAGUGUGUUUUUUUUUUGUUAAUACUAGUAUUUAUUUUCUGUUUUUUUUUUAAAAAUAUUUACAGUUAUUACUGAAUAUAUAUUUUUUGGACUUGAGAACGUUCCAUAAUACUAGUUUUUAUUUUCCAAUCCGCCCUUAAGAGGAUUUUAUUCAUCGCCGAUAUCUUGCCUGAGUGGCACCGAGUCCACCGACAGCAGCCCUUGAAGGAGACCCACGAGUCCUAGCGGAAAUCGCUGACCGCGCCCUCCUCUCAUCCACAGCGAAAGUCGAGGAAGCCCUGAAAGCGCGAUGAGCCACCCUCUCGAGUACAAUGGCAGCGUCAACCCCAGCAGCCCGGCCCUGGAGAAGGGGCACCUGUCCAAUUGUUGUGCCGACGUGGACGCGGAAAGGCAGAACUUCCUCGAUGACCAUGAGCUGGGGAAAAAGAAAUAUGAAGCCGAAUAUCAGCAGCAGGGUACUGCCUCCUUUGGGAUGUCUGUCUUCAACCUUGGCAAUGCCAUCAUGGGCAGCGGCAUCCUGGGUCUUUCUUAUGCCAUGGCUAACACGGGGAUCGCCUUGUUUGUGAUUCUUCUAGUAGCUGUACUGCUCUUCUCCCUUUAUUCUGUGCAUCUGCUGCUGAAGACUGCGAAUGAAGGAGGGUCAUCAGUGUAUGAGCAGUUGGGGUACAAGGCCUUUGGUUUACCUGGGAAAUUAGCCACUUCCUGCUCCAUCACCAUGCAGAACAUUGGAGCCAUGUCAAGCUACCUUUUCAUUGUGAAGUAUGAGCUCCCAGUUGUCAUCCAGGCUUUCCUGGGGAUCAAGGAGAGCACGGGAGAAUGGUACCUCGAUGGAGACAACCUUGUGCUGCUUGUGUCCCUUGUCAUUAUAUUACCACUGUCAUUGCUACGAAACCUCGGUUAUCUUGGUUACACCAGCGGUUUUUCGUUGCUCUGCAUGGUGUUCUUCUUGGUUGUGGUUAUCUACAAGAAGUUUCAAAUCCCCUGCCCCCUGCCGCUGGAACAGGAUGCUGUGAAUGCAACUCUCAAUACCACUGUCUCGAAGAUGGCAGCCUACUUUCUUGAGCACGUGAACAAUGCCACUGACUACAGCGACGAUGUGUGCGCACCAAAAUACUUUGUGUUCAAUUCUCAGACAGUUUAUGCUGUUCCCAUCCUGACGUUUGCCUUUGUCUGCCAUCCUGCAAUUUUGCCCAUGUACGAGGAGCUAAAAGACCGCACCCAAAAAAAAAUGCAGAAUGUGGCCAACGUCUCCUUCUUAACGAUGUUCAUCAUGUACCUGCUGGCAGCGCUCUUUGGUUACCUGACCUUUAGUGAUAAUGUGGAAUCAGAGCUGCUGCACACCUACUCCAAGGUGUACAAAUUUGAUGUGGUCCUCCUGGUUGUGCGGCUAGCCGUGCUCACUGCUGUCACCUUGACCGUUCCUGUGGUUCUCUUUCCAAUCCGCACCUCUGUGAACCAACUCCUGUGUGCCUCCCGUGAGUUUAGCUGGCUCAGGCACAUCAUCAUCACCGUUGUCCUCAUUGGUGGCACAAAUAUGCUCGUCAUCCUGGUGCCCACCAUCAGGGACAUUUUUGGAAUCAUUGGUGCUUCUUCUGCUGCGAUACUGAUCUUCAUUCUCCCAUCUGCAUUCUACAUCAAACUGGUGAAAAAGGAGCCGAUGAAUUCGUUCAACAAGAUUGCGGCGACACUCUUCCUGUGUACUGGCUUUUUGGUCAUGAUCGGCUGCAUGACCCUGAUUGUCCUGGACUGGAUCAAUAAUACUAGUGGGGCUCACUAGGCACCAGUGACAGUCAACCCUGCAACACCACCCUUCAGCAGGAGGAAGGUUCCAGCAGCACCUCCUGGUUGCGCAGCAGCAGCAGCAGCACUACCACUAAGCUGACAGCUGUUGCCAAGAUUGUAAAGGCUGCAGGCUAAAAAAAAAAAAAAAAAAAAAAAAAAACUUGCU
Scleropages formosus (Asian bonytongue) is the source of this 2059-nucleotide messenger RNA. Its product is annotated as sodium-coupled neutral amino acid transporter 2-like. Gene Ontology annotation, biological process: L-glutamine transport; amino acid transmembrane transport. The record is from RefSeq and is a predicted model, not a curated record. The coding region runs from base 401 to 1888 and encodes 495 amino acids. The transcript has 16 exons. Gene Ontology annotation, molecular function: L-glutamine transmembrane transporter activity. Gene Ontology annotation, cellular component: plasma membrane. NCBI's taxonomy places the organism in Eukaryota, Metazoa, Chordata, Actinopteri, Osteoglossiformes, Osteoglossidae.